Molecule: messenger RNA, 2244 nt
Organism: Saprolegnia diclina VS20
Lineage: Eukaryota; Oomycota; Saprolegniomycetes; Saprolegniales; Saprolegniaceae
Exons: 4
Coding region: 60-2198 (712 amino acids)
Source: RefSeq, a predicted model, not a curated record
GUCUUUUUAACCAAUCAAAUCGAGUGGAUUCAUAGCGGACAAAAACACGACAGAGCGCCAUGCAGCCGUUCCUUCGCGCGACGACGCCGCUGCGGUCUCUGGCGCGUGGCCGCGUGGCGAUGCAUGCAAUGGCCGACGGCCUUGGGCUGCAGCGCGCGGUGGCCGCCCACAUGCAGCAGGUCUUCCCGGACGGCCUCGCCCGCGCGCUGGACCAGUCGGACCGCCAUGGCACGCCGACGCUCCACGGCGAGUCCUUUGAGAAGGCCAAGACGAUCCUCAAGAACCCCAAGAACCAGCGCUUUUUGUGGCAGGAGGCGGCUCGCUUGAACGCAUCGCACCAAUCGAGCAUCGUCCUGGACGUGCUGUACGCCAAGAUCUUUGCGCGUAAACCCACGUACCUCCCGCGCACGACCAGUCUCUUCUUACAGCAGGUGCUGCUGGCGGCGCUGGCGACGUCGAACGCGGCGACGGCCGUCGACGCGCUCGUGCAGCUCGCGGCCUUGGACGCCGACCUCGUCCCCCAUACUGUGCGAACGCUCUCGGUCGACGCCGUCUUGCGCCUUGCACUCGAGUCCGCGCCGCAUCUUGUGGCCGACAUUGCGCCGCUCCUGGCACCGCUGCACGUGACGCUCGAGACAGCGAUCGCGCCUGCCGUCUUGCGCGCGCUCUUCGAUGCAAGGGCGUACGCGACGCUUCUCGAUGUGGCCGCGUCCGCACCCGGGCCGCUUCCGCUCUCCACGCAUGCCAACGUGCUCGUAGCCAUGCUCCGUGCUGGCCACGCCAUCGACCACGUCCAACGCCGCUACGUGGACCUCGUCCAGGGCGCGUUCGCCGAUGCGUCACAAACCAACGUCCUCGGCUUUCUCCUCAUCCACGCGUGUACGCAACAGCAGUACGACGUGGUCGCAGACGUGCUCGCGUUUAUGGAGACGCAUGCGUAUGUGCUGCCCAUCGACGAAGCCCUCGUGCUGUACCACACGCUCCUGCCAUCGUCGCGUCCAGUAUCUGAGCACUGUUUGGUCGAGCUCCUCGAGGCGUACCCGACCGUGCUGCCCGCAACGACUCGGACGCUGUCGCUGGCCGUCAGCGCGUCGUCCUUUUUCCAGCACCCAACUGUCGCGACGCGCGUGCUCGACCAUGCGCAGUCCCGUGGCAUUUCGAUUCUGGACGUCGCCUAUGGCCACGCGGGGGCGACCGCCGGGCUGCUGCACCGCCACCGCUUCAAAGCUCGCUACAAGGACGACUUUUUAGAUGGGAAGGUCGCGACGGCCCGCCAAACUGACGUCCACGAUGCGGGGUACCACUUUAGUGGCGCCUUGCUCCAGUUCAUGUGCGCGCAGAACGCUCACGAGGCGGUCGAGCUGCUUCUCAAGGAGCUGCAGUACUACCACUUGGAGGCGACCGAAGACGACAUGAGUAGCGUGCUUCGCAGUCUCCAACCGCACUGGAGCCUCUACUCGCUCUACAAAGCGUACCCGCGCGUGGUCAAGAACGCUCCGGUGGCGCUCACCCGUGGCGUGGCCGACCUCUUGCGGAUUCGCCCAAGCGGCAGUGCGACCGCCGCCGAGAUGGACCAAGCCCUGCAGCUCUGGCGCUGCUACGUGUGGACGGAAGCCGUCAAGCUCGACGACAGCGUGUUUGGUCUCUUGACAUACGCUGCGCUGCGAGACCAGCAGUCGGCCUCGAUCCUCACCGAGGUCGCGACGCAGUACACGCAGCAAGACGUUGGUCGUCACCUUGCGACGCUCCACUCGGCCGUGCUACAGCUCUGCGCCACCUGCAAUGACGCACGCACAAUGACAACGUUGCUCCAGCAGCGACCCGCGGGCCUCCCGCCUCUCAGCGACGUGGAUGUUGACUACGUGCUGGAGACGAUGCCACCGACCGAGGUCUCGGUGCUUGCCUUUCUGCGCAGCUUGCCGCACGGCGUUUUGCCGUGGACGAGUCCGCGGUUGCUGAGCCGUGCGUUGGUGGCCGCGCUCUCGGCCCGCCACGCCACUGACGCGAUCGAGGUCCUUGGCCGCGCGAUUGACUCUAACGUCGAACUCAGCGCCGAGGCGUGCCGAGCGUGCGCACUUGUGGUCCAAGACGACUCGAUCGAUGCGUCGUUCCGAGUCGAUGUCCAGCUCUCGAUGGAGAUGCUUUGGGCUUCAACGACGGACGCCUCGAUCCGCGCCAUCCUCGAGCGCUGUGCGUAAUGGCUUUUAGAAUAGAGAUAUGUCCUCGUCCGACAAGGCGCUUGAG